Zychaea mexicana is the source of this 4608-nucleotide messenger RNA. Its product is annotated as P-loop containing nucleoside triphosphate hydrolase protein. Gene Ontology annotation, biological process: actin filament organization; vesicle transport along actin filament. Gene Ontology annotation, cellular component: actin cytoskeleton; vesicle; myosin complex. The transcript is spliced from 19 exons. The record is from RefSeq and is a predicted model, not a curated record. Gene Ontology annotation, molecular function: actin filament binding; ATP binding; microfilament motor activity. Bases 1 to 4608 code for a protein of 1535 amino acids. NCBI's taxonomy places the organism in Eukaryota, Fungi, Mucoromycota, Mucoromycetes, Mucorales, Lichtheimiaceae.
AUGCCAUCCAUACAAGUGACUCAGGCACUUGAUAUUUAUACCAACGGUGUUAAAGCAUGGUUUCCCGAUGACGAAGCCGGCUGGGUCUCUGCUUCUUUGGUUUCCAAGGAUGUCACUGACAGCCACGUCAAGAUCGUUUUUAACAACGACGCGGACGAGUCUCGGGAACAUGUGUUUGAGGCAGCAGUAACAGAGUUGGAAAAGACGCGAGGCAGUAAUUUGCCACCACUGAGAAAUCCGCCCAAAAUGGAGGAUGCAGAUGAUUUGACGAAUCUUAGCCAUUUGAACGAGCCUUCAGUGCUACACACUAUCCGUACUCGAUAUGGUCAGAAACAAAUCUACACAUACUCCGGCAUUGUUUUAAUUGCUGCAAACCCUUUCGCUCGUGUACAGCUUUAUGAACCAGACAUCAUCCAACAAUACUCAGGACGCAGACGUGGAGAGUUGGAGCCACAUCUCUUCGCUAUUGCAGAAGAUGCUUAUAGAUGCAUGAUCCGAGAAAGAUCGAAUCAAACCAUCAUUGUAUCUGGAGAGAGUGGUGCUGGUAAAACGGUCAGCGCAAAGUAUAUUAUGCGAUACUUUGCCACAGCAGAUGAUAAGGAGACUGUUGGAAAGAAAGCGAAAGAUGGCGCUGGUGCAAUGACGGAGGUCGAGGAGCAGAUCCUAGCCACCAACCCUAUCAUGGAAGCCUUUGGCAACGCUAAAACGACCAGAAACGACAACAGUUCUCGCUUUGGCAAAUAUAUAGAGAUCCAAUUUGACAAGCAAUGCAACAUUGUCGGCGCCAAAAUCCGCACAUAUCUUUUAGAACGUUCACGUCUUAUUUUUCAACCGGAAAUUGAACGUAACUAUCACAUUUUUUAUCAGUUUUGUGCAGGCGCAUCUGCUGAAGAACGUCAGAAAUACGACCUGCAAGAAUGGUCCAACUUCCACUACCUCAAACAAGGCGGCACGGGCGAUAUCCCGGGUGUUGAUGAUGCUGCAGAACUUGACCUCACGAAAAAAUCCUUGUCAAUGGUCGGCAUUUCAGAAGAGACCCAGCAACAGAUAUUCCGUCUUUUGGCUGCAUUGCUUCACCUCGGUAAUAUUGAAAUUGGCGGACGCACCGACGCUAUGCUUUCCGAAGGCGACGCAGCCGUCACAAUGGCAACCCAGUUACUCGGUAUCAACGCUACAGAAUUCAAAAAAUGGAUUGUUCGCAAGCAGAUCAGCACCCGGUCCGAAAAAAUCAUGACCAAUUUGAGUCCUCAGCAGGCUCAAGUGGUCCGUGAUUCGAUGGCGAAAUAUAUCUACAGCAGCUUGUUCGAUUGGCUUGUCGGGGUCGUGAACGAGAGUUUGGCUUGUGAUGAUGCCGAUCGUGUGGCAACAUUCAUCGGUGUGCUCGAUAUUUAUGGCUUCGAACAUUUCAAAAAGAACUCUUUUGAACAGUUCUGUAUCAACUAUGCAAACGAAAAAUUACAACAACAGUUCAACCAGCACGUCUUUAAGCUGGAGCAAGAGGAAUAUGUACGGGAAAACAUCGACUGGACCUUUAUUGAUUUCAGCGACAACCAAAAAUGUAUUGAAAUGAUUGAAGCUAAAAUGGGUAUUCUCUCUCUGCUUGAUGAAGAAUCACGUUUGCCUUCGGGAUCCGACCAAGGUUUCUGCAACAAACUUUACUCUACGUUUGGCACGCCAAGCUAUCAAAGCUAUUUCAAGAAGCCACGCUUCUCUAAUAACGCCUUUACUGUCGUUCAUUAUGCUCAUGACGUCCAAUACGAAGCAGAGGGCUUUAUGGAAAAGAAUAAGGAUACUGUGCCUGAUGAACACCUUACACUUUUGCAAAAUGCCCAGUUUGAUUUCCUUGCUUCAAUGAUCAAGCGUGCUAAUGCUGCGUCUUCUCCCAGCCCAUCAAACAGUAUCGGUGAUUCUCCUGUCAAAAAGAUUGGUGCCGCAAAAAUGAAUGCCCCAAAGAAACCAACUCUUGGUUCCAUGUUCAAGAUUUCCUUGAUCAACCUGAUGGAUACCAUUGGGCAGACAAACGUACAUUAUAUUCGCUGUAUCAAACCUAACGAGGCAAAGGAAGCAUGGAUUUUCGAGCCAAACAUGGUCCUUGCACAGCUCCGUGCAUGUGGUGUGCUAGAAACUAUCCGUAUCAGUUGCGCUGGUUACCCUUCACGAUGGACUUUUGAAGAAUUUGCAGAACGAUACUAUGCUUUGGUUGAUGCCAAACAUUGGUACCCCAAAAGUGAAAAGGAUAUUCGCACACUUUGCUCGACGGUUGUGGAUACACACAUACAAGACCCAGACAAGUAUCAGAUUGGUCUAACAAAGAUCUUCUUUAGAGCAGGACAGCUUGCAUACAUGGAAAAACUUCGUACAGAUCGUUGGACAGAAGUGGCCAUUUUCUUACAAAAGAAUUGUCGACGAUUCAUUGCUAGACGCCGAUACCUGCGUGUGCUGAAAAUGGUUACUCAGUUGCAGCAAGUCGCUCGAAGAAAGAUCGGUCAGAUCCAAUUGGAAAAUCUGCGGCGCGAAAAGGCAGCUACUACCAUUCAAAAGUACUGGCGCUGCUAUGCUGCUCGCAAGCGGUAUCUGAAGCAGCGCGCUAUCAUUAUCCAAAUACAAGCAGCAUCAAGAGCAUUGAUUGCCAAGAAACGCUUCUCAAUGAUCCGUGAGCAUAAUGCAGCAACUCAAAUUCAAAGAAUUGUUCGCGGAUGGUCCGCACGCCGAAAGUAUCAGGCACAGCGAAAGCACAUCAUCCGCAUUCAAACUUGUAUCCGUCGACGCAACGCUCGGAAACAGCUUGUUGUGAUGCGUGCAGAAGCACGUUCAGUAAGCCACUUUAAGGAAGUCUCAUACAAGCUCGAGACAAAGGUUGUUGAGCUGACGCAGAACCUUGCUCAACAAAAGGAGGACAAAGCCCGACUAAAGAGCAAAGCAACCGAACUUGAAACCCAAGUCAAAUCAUGGAUCACCAAGUACGAUAAUUUGGACGACAAGGCCAAGGACCUCAACAGCGUAAUUGAUAAACCUGGACCGGAUGGUGAUCACUGGGCAUCUCUCCAGCAACAACGUGACGGCUUGAAGAACGAAUAUGUCUCAUCACUCAAUAAGAUCAAGACGCAGGAUAAGGAGAUUGCACGCCUCACCGAAGAACUUUCUCGUCAAAAGGAAGAGAUUGCUCAGCUUAGAAAGGCGUCGCAAGAAACUGUUGAAAAGCCAAUGGAUGAUGCUGACAUGUCUGAGCUGAAAAAUCAAAUCGCAGCAUUGAAGACACAGUUGUCGCAAACAUUGGGUCACUCGCGUCGCCAGCAGCAGCAAAAGCAGCAUCUCAAUCAACAGCCACAACAAAAGACACCUUAUCGUGGUCGCCGAGCAGCUGCAGCUAUGCGACGCAAGAGCAGCACUACUGUAGAGCAACCCAUUACAACUGCAGCAAACGCAUCGUCUUGCCAGCCUGAUGAUCCGUUAUAUACCCUAUUGCAAGAUGAAGACCUCUUGCAAGUUGAUGUAUUGGAUGGCCUUAUCAGGACAUUGGCAAUUGUGCCUCCUGACGCAUCAAACCCACCAUCAUCGAAGGAUAAGACUUUCCCAGCUCGUGUUAUUGGCUAUUGUAUUGUACAGAUGUGGAAACGCGGCUACUUGGUAGAAUCUGAGCAAUGGCUCUUUGCUGUCAUGGAAGCUAUUGAGAAGAAGUGCUUGGAUCUUGUUGGUGAAGAAGCCAAUGGAGGUUGUGCUUAUUGGUUACUCAAUGCUCAUGAACUUCUUUCGGUUAUCAGCGCAUCCGAAAAUGAUCUUGAACGCAGCGCACGACAACUUGAGUCGGACAGCAGAUGGCACGAGGUUGAAAAGAUAAUCGCAUCCAUCAAAUACGAGCUACAAUAUGUCCAGGAUAGCAUUUAUAAUCACUGGGUCUCUGAGCUUAAAAAACAGCUACAACGCGUCGUUGUUCCAGCACUUGUCGAGAGUCAGUCGUUGCCUGGCUUUAUCAGUAACAGCAGUAGUCUUAUGCCCGGACAAGCAGCUCUUGUGACCAUGGAUGAUUUAUUGGCUGUUCUAGGCAAGGUGUAUGAAAUUAUGCAAGGCUACGAGAUCCAUCCGUUAGUUGUGGAACAGGUUAUGAAUGAGCUUCUGAAGUAUGUCGAAGUCACAGCAUUCAAUGAUUUGAUUAUGCGACGUAACUUUAAUUCGUGGAAACGAGCCAUGCAAAUUCAACACAAUAUCACUGUACUGGAAGACUGGUGCAAGACGCGAAACAUCACAGAUGCAACACUGCAAUUAGAGCACCUGUCACAAGCUACAAAGCUAUUACAGCUGAAGAAAGCGACUGCCGAUGAUAUCAAAAUCAUCUACGAUGUUUGCUGGAUCCUUUCACCUCCUCAAGUACACAAACUGGUACAAAGCUAUAGCGUUGCCGAAUAUGAGGAUCCAAUCAAUCAUGAUGUCAUGCGCGCUGCAGCUUCUCGUAUCACCGAUAAAAAAGAAGUAUUGUUAAGCUCCGUGCCAAUAGAUGAAAGUAUUUAUGAAGUACCUGCGCCAUACCCAGAAGCUGCUGCAGAUGCAUAUCUUCCUUCAAGUCUCAAACUGGAUCGACUACAGCAGUUCAUGGAGGGAAUUGCAUCGUAA